GGCUUAUGUAUUAAUAGGGGAAACCUCAAUUGAUGAAUACCUACAUAGGAGGUAGGUAUCUAGGGUUGUUGUUGCCCCUGUAUUAAAGGCAUAUCGUGCAAGGGUAUAAGUGCUAACUCGAGCUGCCGAAAUCCACUAACCUAGGAGGUAAUCCGUACCUACCUCUGAAAUAACGAACGGUGAGAAACCUUAGGAGGCAGCUACAACGUCGUUGAUAUUUUAAUGAUAAUAAUUCGAGAAGGAGUUGCACAUUAAAUAGGUAUAAAUCCACCUCCUACCUAUCAUAGUCUUAUUUUUGAACCCCCCAAAAAAUAAUAUGAUUCAUCUUUUUUCAACAUCGUUUUUGUAAUUCACAGUCAACCGUCAACAUGAUUCCCAAUGUCUUUCAAAUGUCACUUACAUGCCUCCUCUCGGUUGCUGCGAUGGUUUCCGCGACCACGCCUCUUCGUAACAUCAUGUAUCUCACAGGACAACAUCCCAUUACACCCGAACUACCUCUUAGCUCGCCUAUAACUCACGUAGCUAUGGCGUUCAUGAGCCCUGACCUAUUCAACCGUCCCGUAGGCAGCUCUACCUGGCCUCUGUUCAUGACCGUUAGUGAAGCUCGCUCUAAAUUCAACCCCGGAACCAAAGUGAUAGUAGCCAUCGGUGGCUGGGGUGACUCGGCCGGUUUCGAUACCGGCGCACGUACGAAUGAGAGCCGCACGAGAUUUGCUCAAAAUGUAGCCGCCAUGGUCCACGAUACGGGUGCUGAUGGCGUCGAUAUUGAUUGGGAGUAUCCGGCAGGCAACGGCGAAGACUGGAAGAAGGUUCCCAAUGAGGAGAGAGCCUGGCAAGUCGCCGCGUACCCAGAGUUUCUCGCCGAUGUACGCAAGGCUCUAGGCCCGGAUAAAAUUAUAUCGGCAGCGGUACCAGGUCUCUUAAGAGACAUGCUCGCCUUUAAAGCCGAGACCGUCCCCCGUAUUAUGGAAUCCCUCGACUUCUUGAACGUCAUGACUUACGACCUGAUGAACCGCCGCGAUAAUGUGACGAAACACCACACCGGCGUUCAAGCUAGCUUAGACUCUGUGCAUGCGUACUUGGAAAGGGGUGCAACACGCGACAAGAUUAACCUCGGCUUUGCUUUUUACGCAAAGUAUUUUCGCACCGAGCUCGCGCCGUGCGUGGAGAACCCGAUCGGCUGUCCUACCGGUCUAAUGGAAGACCCGGACACGGGCGCUGACCUGGGCCGAGCUGGGUCCUUCUCGUGGCGCGAUACCGUCCCUGAAGACGUCGAGUCAUCGUUCAACAAAGCCAUUACAAAAGGAAGUUAUGAUGAAGUUGGGGGUGGCUACUACUACUGGGAUCAAGAUGAGGCUAUCUGGUGGACCUUUGAUACUCCGCUAGCCGUCGCCAAGAAGUUCCCUCGCAUCGUUGAAAAGGAAAAGCUAGGCGGCGUAUUCGCAUGGGGAUUAGGCGAGGACGCGCCAAAAUGGGCACAUCUCAAGGCGCUCAACGCCGGAGUAAGGCAACUAUCCAUCAGAAAAGAGGAACUAUAGAUGUUUUCUUUCUGAUUCGAAGUAUACUGAUUAGCAAAAUUCGCGUACUGCUAAGAGAGUAUGGUCCUCCUUCUCGGUUUACAUGUUUAUAACAGCAGCCUUAUUAAACUACUAUUACUCAAGAGGUAGAUACAUGCUCGCGUUUAGGACACGUAAUACAAGAA
This is a messenger RNA of Daldinia decipiens, 1702 nucleotides long. Its product is annotated as glycoside hydrolase family 18 protein. Gene Ontology annotation, cellular component: extracellular region. The transcript is spliced from 4 exons. The record is from RefSeq and is a predicted model, not a curated record. Gene Ontology annotation, biological process: carbohydrate metabolic process; chitin catabolic process. Gene Ontology annotation, molecular function: chitinase activity; chitin binding. NCBI's taxonomy places the organism in Eukaryota, Fungi, Ascomycota, Sordariomycetes, Xylariales, Hypoxylaceae. The coding region runs from base 369 to 1538 and encodes 389 amino acids.